This is a messenger RNA of Gamsiella multidivaricata, 603 nucleotides long. RefSeq lists its product as uncharacterized. The annotation marks the transcript as partial. The transcript has a single exon. The record is from RefSeq and is a predicted model, not a curated record. Lineage: Eukaryota; Fungi; Mortierellomycota; Mortierellomycetes; Mortierellales; Mortierellaceae.
AUGGCCCAGAAGAUCUUCACCCCCAUCGUCCUCUUCAACGACCUCGCCCCUUCUUCUUCUUCUUCUACCUCUUCUUCCAUCAGACACAAUGCCUCAUCAGAUAUACCCGCCGCCCAUGUCCUCCCCUCUACUCCACACCUGAGGAUCAAUUCCAAUUCCUCUUCCUCUUCAAGCACAGAGACAAGGACAGAGCUCCAAAGGCAUACCAAAACUGGAGAACAGGACCCACAAGAACAGGACAGGGUCGCUGACGGACACUACAAAGACUAUGGACACCUGGGCCCAUCCUUACAGGACACGCAUAUGGAUGUGGAUGAGGUCUACAUGGACGAGAGCGAUCCUGGUUAUGUCCGUUUGCAGGCCAGCACCACGACUAUUAUCGAGGACAAGGACGACGACGACGAGAGCCGAACUAAAAAUCCCACUAACAGCAGUAGUUAUGAAAGCCAUCAAGAACGUGGUCUACAAGAGCUAGAGGACAUGUCCAGGAGCAGGUCUCGGAUAGGGGUUCAUGCCGAGAGUGUUUUAAAGCAUACCGAGGACCACAACAACCAUGACAAUAGCAACAACAAUAACAGCAAUAGCAACAACAACAACAACAAC